AUGAGACAGACUAUAACACUACAGGUUCUGUUAGUAAAUAUUCUUCUUUUAAAGUCAAUUAUAUCACUGGAGAUAGAGCGAUUCGUGAUAGAAGAUAGGAGUGACCCGGCAGACCAGUUAAAUGUUAAAAGAAUUCUAGAUAUUAUUUCUAGAUCUAGGGAGAAGCCACAGACUUAUCGAAGGAUGGAGGAACGAGCUGAAAAAAUUAAAUUUUUGUACAAUUUUCUCAGGACCAAACUUGGUCCUAGUAGAAUAAAAAAAAUUCUUCGUGACCAAGGUGAAACAGCAAGUGUCCCGAAGAUGGACUUGGAAGGAUUAAUCGAGAAUGAACUUAAAAACGCACUGGCAUUAAAAUCGUCGGCACUCAAUGACCGGCCAGUUCUCCAAAAAAGGGGAAGAAAUGAUUUUCUUGUGAUGAAACCUCAAGUUGUGGACCCAUUUGUAACUGUGGUCCCAAACAAUAUUUAUUAUAAUAUUGAAAAGAAAUGUGUCAAUUGGUUAGAUGAUUGUAACCUUCAAGGUAUAAGAUCGAGACUGCUUCAAAAAGUUAAAUCUCCAUUUAAAUAA
This is a messenger RNA of Pieris macdunnoughi, 567 nucleotides long. The record is from the annotation of a GenBank genome assembly. NCBI's taxonomy places the organism in Eukaryota, Metazoa, Arthropoda, Insecta, Lepidoptera, Pieridae.